AUGCACGAGCAGCUCGCUUUUCUCCGACAAUCACCUCGCACAAGCUCACUCCCUUUGGCAUGUUCGUUCGAAGGCGAAAGCGGGGAAGUAGAGCUGAACUACUGGCCUGCCAAAAGAGGAUGCGAAUCACCACCUGAACAUCUCACACUUUUCAUCCUAGGUAAUCCCGGUUUGUUGGGCUACUACCCUCCCUUUCUCACCCACCUUCAUUCCCUCCUCCCUCCCUCUCACGCUAUCCUAGCUACAUCUCACAUAGGUCACUCCACGAUCAUCCCCGGUCCGAAAGAACCAUUUGAUCUUCCUCAGCAGUUGCAAAGCAAAAUCGAACUGGUCCAAUCCCUUCGAAGAUACCUGGACGACUGGUCAAGCGAAAAUGGCAAAAUCGGCGAAAAUCCCAAAUUGAGCUUGAUGGGUCAUUCGGUCGGUGCAUGGUUAUCAUGCGAAGUGAUGAAAUCGCUCAACACGAGUUCGAAUCCAGUUGAAUGGCCUGUGCAGAGUGGGUAUCUGUUGUUUCCGACUUUGGGGUGGAUAAGUAAUACAUGGAAUGGAUGGACUUUAUGGCCAAUAUUCCAUAGACCCUUCAAACCUCUACUUCCCCUUCUCUCACCUCUUGUUCGACCUAUUCUGCCUUAUACAUCCUUACCACCCACAUCCAUCGCCUUGGUCAACUCUCCGGAGAUCAUCAGGCAUGUCUUACACCUCUCGCGAUCGGAGAUGGACCUGAUCCGAGAUCUAGAUAUAGAGUGGUAUCGAUCGCAGAAUGUAGAAGAUCAGCGGAGAGGGUUAUUCGGGAUAUGGGCAAAAGGAAACCUAGAUGGCUGGGUGGGUAAAGAUGGGCCGUUGGUGCAAGAUGCAUUGGGUGGAGAAGAGGGUGAUAGAGUGAGGGUGUUGGAUGGGGUACCGCAUGCUUUCUGUUUGACACAAGAAAACUCGGAACUGGUAGCUGAAGUGGUGGCGAACUGGAUAAACCCCUCAUCCCCUCAUGGACCCUUGGACUCCCCCACAACACACCCGAAAGAACCCCUUGGAUCGGACAUCAUGCCGAUGUAG
Messenger RNA from Kwoniella botswanensis, 1050 nucleotides. RefSeq lists its product as uncharacterized. Gene Ontology annotation, biological process: lipid storage. Gene Ontology annotation, molecular function: lipase activity. Bases 1 to 1050 code for a protein of 349 amino acids. The record is from RefSeq and is a predicted model, not a curated record. Lineage: Eukaryota; Fungi; Basidiomycota; Tremellomycetes; Tremellales; Cryptococcaceae. Gene Ontology annotation, cellular component: lipid droplet. The transcript is spliced from 4 exons.